AUGGCUCCUAUAUCGGCAGAUGAGCGCAACUCGCGCACCAUUUCUACAGCCGCCUGUUUGAUCAUCGGUGACGAAGUUCUGGGCGGAAAGACAGUUGAUACCAACUCUGCCUAUUUCGCCAAAUGGUGCUUUAACCUCGGAAUUAACCUCAAGCGCAUCGAGGUGAUUGAGGACGAUGAAGGCGAAAUUGUUGAGGCUGUUCAGAGAAUGAGUGACCGUUAUGACUUUGUUGUUACUAGACACGACGACAUUACCUACCAAUCGAUCGCCAAGGCCUUUAACCUGCCUCUCAAACUACACCAAGAAACCUUUGACAAGAUGAAACUGAUGUCAAAGGUUCAUCCCAAUCAACCCAAGUUUGAUUGGGAUGUCGACUCGCCAGCAAGAAGGGCAAAACUUCGCAUGGCUGAGUUGCCAAUUGAUGAAUCUCGGGACCUUAAGAAGCAAGCUCUCUUCCCUCAUGAUGAUCUUUGGGUUCCCGUAUCAGUCGUGAACGGAAACAUCCAUAUCUUGCCGGGUAUCCCUAGACUUUUUCAGAGACUUCUUGAGGGGCUGAAACCUCACAUUCUCCCACGUCUCAGCGACCCUGAGGGGAAGGGUACGCAUAGAGUGCUGUUCUCUACGCCUCUUCCCGAGAGUGGUGUUGCCGAUUAUCUCACAACCUUGGCUGCCAAAGUUGGGCCCAAGGGUGUCAAGGUCGGAAGUUAUCCUCGCUGGGGCAAGAAAAACAACACGGUCACACUUGUUGGACGGGAUUUGGACUAUCUUGAGAGUCUCGUUGAUGAAGUCCAAGCUGGCAUACAGGGUCUGCGAGUUGAUGCUGAGAGUGACGGAGAAGAAGACCCGAAGCAGAUUAAGAAGCAGGCGACCGAAGACGCGGACAAGGACACCGCGGAGCAAGUUGUUGAGAAGCCUUGA
This is a messenger RNA of Fusarium oxysporum Fo47, 918 nucleotides long. Its product is annotated as flavin adenine dinucleotide pyrophosphatase. The transcript has 7 exons. Lineage: Eukaryota; Fungi; Ascomycota; Sordariomycetes; Hypocreales; Nectriaceae. The coding region runs from base 1 to 918 and encodes 305 amino acids. The record is from RefSeq and is a predicted model, not a curated record.